This is a messenger RNA of Solanum verrucosum, 885 nucleotides long. RefSeq lists its product as uncharacterized. The transcript is spliced from 6 exons. The record is from RefSeq and is a predicted model, not a curated record. Lineage: Eukaryota; Viridiplantae; Streptophyta; Magnoliopsida; Solanales; Solanaceae. The coding region runs from base 1 to 885 and encodes 294 amino acids.
AUGACUGGUAAUGAGCAUGAGAUGUUGACUAAGUUUCUGAAAUUAAAGUCUCUUGUGUUCCAUGGUUCUGAGAGUGAGGACGCCUAUGAGUUCAUCCUAGAUUGUUAUGAGAGGCUUAAUAAGUUGGGAAUUAUCCAUCAGCAUGGAGUAGAGUUUGUGACUUUCCAAUUUCAGGGGGAGGCUAAACAGUGGUGGAGAACAUAUGUGGAAUGUAGAUCUUCAGCUUUACCCUCACUUACUUGGACCCAGUUUCAUGCUCUGUUCUUGGAAAAGUAUAUGCCCCGGACCUUGAGAGAUCGUAAGAAAGAUGAGUUCAUGUCUUUGGAGCAAGGUGGAAAAAGUUUUAAUGAUGUAACAAAUUUUGUGAAAAAAGUGGAGGGGGUGAGGGUUCCUACUCCAGAGGUUCAGCGAGGCUGGCACCUGCAGCCCGACCAAUUUAGUCCGUUUUGCCCACUUAUACAGGGUGCAUCCAUUUUCUCUAACAUUGAUCUAAGGUCUGGCUAUCAUCAAUUAAAGAUUAGGCCUAAGGAAAUACCAAAAAUGGCAUUUAGGUCCCGUUAUGGGCACUACGAGUUUCUAGUGAUAUCAUUUGGAUUGAAAAAUGCGCCUGCAACCUUCAUGAGUUUGAUGAAUGGUGUGUUCAAACCGUUUAUUGAUUCGUUUGCGAUAGUGUUUAUUGAUGACAUUUUGGUUGCCUUUUUGGGGCAUGUAGUUUGGGUUCAACCAAGUUUUGUGACUGAAAUUAGGAGUUUUGUGGACCUUGCCAGUUAUUAUCGUCGAUUUGUGAAGAACUUCGCUUCCAUUGCCACACAUCAUGACAAGGUUGACAAAAAAGGAGGGCUUCUUCAGGCAGCUAUUGAAAGACCUUGUUUAGGAGAUCAGUGA